AUGACCGAAUCUCAAGUCAUCCUUAUUACGGCAGGCCCGUAUCAAUUCCUCGCCACUUUUGAGUCAGACGCACCGAAAACCAACGCAUUAUUUCGAAGCCUACUUCCCUAUCAUCAGAAAUUGAUCCAUGUCCGUUGGAGCGGCGAAGGAUUAUGGAUUCCGCUAGGUGAAACUAAAUUUGGCGUUUCUUACGAAAAUCACACUUCUCAUCCAUCGGCCGGGCAGAUUUUACUAUAUCCGGGUGGCAUUUCGGAGACAGAAUUUCUCUUUUGUUACGGAGGGGUUUCCUUUGCAAGUAAAAUGGGAUCGCUGGCAGCGAAUCAUUUUCUUACCGUGAAGGAAGGCAAUGAGAAUCUCAAGGCGCUAGGAGAGUUAGUCUUGUGGAAAGGAGCACAGGAUGUGGUUUUUGAGGUAGCCGAUGAAGAGAAAAUCCGCAAAUUUCGGAGUCGACCAUCAGCGAAGCUAUAG
Molecule: messenger RNA, 468 nt
Organism: Talaromyces marneffei
Lineage: Eukaryota; Fungi; Ascomycota; Eurotiomycetes; Eurotiales; Trichocomaceae
Exons: 2
Coding region: 1-468 (155 amino acids)
Source: RefSeq, a predicted model, not a curated record